Ixodes scapularis (black-legged tick) is the source of this 1001-nucleotide messenger RNA. RefSeq names its product COMM domain-containing protein 5. The transcript has 7 exons. Gene Ontology annotation, cellular component: nucleus. Bases 202 to 855 code for a protein of 217 amino acids. NCBI's taxonomy places the organism in Eukaryota, Metazoa, Arthropoda, Arachnida, Ixodida, Ixodidae. The record is from RefSeq and is a predicted model, not a curated record.
CUCUCGAACCUUAAUAUCCGGUCUGGGUGAAACUGACAUUUUGUGCUUUUUGGAAUGUUUUUGUUGUUUAAUCACGUUGUGCCAGUGUCUUCGACACGUUUUUGCGUUUAAAUGCGGUGCCUGUUAGGAUUUCGGUUCUGUGUUAUUAUAUAACAAUUUUAUUUAUCUGCUGCCCCCUGCAAAAUCCGAUGAAAUUUAAAAAUGGCGGCGGGAGUUGGAGGCGUGACCGAGAAAACCUUGUUUCUAGGUCCCAAAAUCCCAAAAGAAGUGAGAUCUCUAAAAAAAUUACUGCCGGGGCUGGAUAAGCAGACGUUUCGAAGCUUACUCAAGAUUGCCGUGGCAGACUUCGAGGGACGCCAGAUACCCGUUGACGCCUACCCAGACCUCAGGAGCUCUUCGCCGGAUCCAGACAGUCUGGACGUCGUGUUCAGCGGUCUCCACACGUUGCUUCGGGCAGCAUUAAGGCUCCCCACCACGGUGCUGAAACAGGAGACAUUCAAGGAGGAUUUGGAAGUUCUACGAAUUCCCGGCGAGUUUGUGGAAGAUUUGGCGAGCAUCGUGUUUGGUCCCAGGAGAACCAACAUUGACCAGAAAACCAUCGACGGUGCUCCCAGCUACCCCACGCUGGAAAGUCUGAGGUGGAGGAUCGACGUGAGCAUUUCCACCAACGUCCUGAGCAGAGCUCUUGAACCAUCCAUACUCAUGGAAAUAGACACGUCCGACGGCAAGAGUCAUUCUUUCGAAGUGCAGAGAGCAGAAUUUCACAAGUUGCGGCACGCAGUGGCGACAGCACUGAAGGAGAUGGAGGAGCUUGAGAAGAAAGUCGACAAGAUACCAGUACAGUCGCUCCAGUGAAAACGUUUCUUCCCACUCUACUCGCAAGUGCGUUCGUGCCCUGGCAAAGAUCCCCAAGAUUCGUCUGCCGAUGUCCCCAUUGGUGGACUGGUCUGGACCUUGCCCAGUAUUGGUAGUUUGAUUAAAACAUUCUGGCUUGUGGCCAC